This is a messenger RNA of Hansenula anomala, 852 nucleotides long. It is a transcript of the gene MRX15, whose product is annotated as Mrx15p. The transcript has a single exon. The record is from RefSeq and is a predicted model, not a curated record. Lineage: Eukaryota; Fungi; Ascomycota; Saccharomycetes; Phaffomycetales; Wickerhamomycetaceae. The annotation marks the transcript as partial.
AUACCUGGAGAAACUGAGCAAUCAAACUCAUUAAUGUCAAGAUUACCUUCAUUCCCAUUACGUAACAAUGCAACAUUAUUACCAAAACCUGGAGUACCAACUUCAGCAACACAUUCAUUAAGAUCAAUGUUGGAGAUUUUAAAUAAUAAAAAAGCACCUGAAUUGAUUUAUGAGAGUGAACCACAUAAAUUAUGUUUCUUAUGUUGUGGUGCAUUUGCCCUAGUUUUCACAAUAUAUGGAUUAAGUUUCUUACAAUGGUCAAGUUCAACAGCUUAUGAAUUAUAUAAACUUGAUGAUGAUUUAUAUUUAUUCUUGGGUAGAAUUGGUGUUAAUUUAUUGAUUGCAUCAGUUGCAGGAUUAUUAGUGACGUGUGCUGUAUUGUUCCCAACAAGAUUAAUUAGAAGAAUUUAUUAUUUACCUGGUGAUAAGAAAAUCAAUGAUCAUAUUAAAUUCACUACACAUCCAUUAUUACCAGGUCGUACAACACCUGUUCAUACUAUCCCAUUGACAAAGUUGAAUAGAACUAAAAAAGGUCGGAUUUUCACCAAGAAUGGUAUUUAUGGGACUUUGGAUAAGAGUACAUUAUUUUUCCUUUUAAAAGAACAAGAUGCCAAGUUUGGAUAUUGGAUAGUUGAUAGAAAUGGUUGGUUUUGGGGUGAUGGUCGAGUCUUUGAUGUUUUAUUUGGUAAAGAUUCAUUAAAUGAAGCUGAAAAUGCGCUAACUUAUGAUGAAAAAUUUGGUCAAGCAAAUAAGAAAUUAAAAGAAGAAAAAAAAGAAUUGAAAAAUCAAUAUGGUCAAAAAUGGCCAUUGAAAAUUGGUGCUGAAAUUAUUAAAGAAGAUGUUGGUAAAGUG